This is a messenger RNA of Ornithorhynchus anatinus (platypus), 1076 nucleotides long. Its product is annotated as ras-related and estrogen-regulated growth inhibitor-like protein. The record is from RefSeq and is a predicted model, not a curated record. NCBI's taxonomy places the organism in Eukaryota, Metazoa, Chordata, Mammalia, Monotremata, Ornithorhynchidae. The transcript has 4 exons. Bases 23 to 721 code for a protein of 232 amino acids. Gene Ontology annotation, molecular function: GTP binding; GTPase activity.
GUGAGCCGGGCUGGCUCUACCGAUGGUGCUCAGGUGCCCCCUGCGCAGGAGUGCCAGCUUUACCUCAGAGUCCAGGCUCCUCCAGGGCGAGGCGUCCAGCUCCAGUGAUCUUACCAUGGAAGCCAAGGUGCUGGUGAUGGGAGCAGCCGGUGUCGGGAAGUCAGCCCUGACCGUGCGCUUCCUGACCGGCCGCUUCAUCGGGGAGUACGGGGAUCUGGAAUCAGUAUACAGCCACAGCAUGGCCGUGGAGGGCAGGGAGGUCCUCUUCCACAUCUGGGACGUUCCAGGCGAUCAGGUCCAGGAGCACAGGAGCCCCUCCGAAGAGAAGCAGGUCCAGUGGGCGGAUGGUUUUAUCCUGGUCUACAGCAUCUGCGACCGGGCUAGCUUCCUCCUCCUGCCCGCCAAGGUGCAGCUCAUAAAGGAUGCCAAGGAGGCCUUGGGCCCCAAGAAGGUGCCAAUCAUCCUCGUGGGGAACAAACGGGACCUCGGGCACCACCGGGCGGUGUCCAGGGAGGAGGGUCGGCUGCUGGCGCUCACCCUGGACUGCGGCUUCCAUGAGGUAUCAGCGGCAGAGGCCUUGGACGGGGCCCAAGCGGUUUUCCGGGGGCUGGCCCAGCGCCUCUGCCGUGCCAGACUGGCUCCCAAGAGGGGCGCGGGCAUCCGGGGCAUUGUCAAGAGCAUGUCGGCCGUGUUUGCCCGCAAGAGAACAGACUCUCUGUGAGCUGUGAGCUCUGUUCUGUGAGGCCUGAAGCUUCUUCCUGCUGCGCUGUGCAGCCGGGUCCAUAGCUGGACCGACCCUACAUGUCCCUAAAACAUCCCCUCUACCUCCAGGGUGGCCCCCUUCCUUACUGCCCCUCACCACCUCCUUGUCCUCCAGCUUCUGGUCCCAAGCGUGCCACCCUCAGGGCAAUUCUGACUCCAGGCUGCACGCGCUUUGGGCUGGAUUUGGGCCUGGUAGGGCGGUGCUGCCCCCCGAAGGGAUUCCAGCCUGCAAACUCAUGGUGAGCAGUGGACAGGUCUUCCAACUCUGCUCUAUUGUACUCUCUCAAGCACUUAAAACAGUGCUCUGAACACAG